Mytilus trossulus (common blue mussel) is the source of this 3899-nucleotide messenger RNA. RefSeq lists its product as uncharacterized. The transcript has 5 exons. Lineage: Eukaryota; Metazoa; Mollusca; Bivalvia; Mytilida; Mytilidae. The record is from RefSeq and is a predicted model, not a curated record. The coding region runs from base 231 to 2837 and encodes 868 amino acids.
GAGAAUUUGACUGUAAACAAAUUCACAUGUGUAUCGGCGCGUUACUGCCGCGUGCCGAUAGAUGCUUUUGAAAGAUGACAGUCGUAUAGACACAAAAAAUAAGAAAUAUGAUCUUUGUUGGUAAAGUUAAUUACACUGAGACGGCUCAUAAACAUUGAAUGCCGGUUAAAAAGAAGGAUGUAUAAUUGGUUUUAAAGUUUUGUAAAAGUUUAGACACUUUGAAAACAAAUAUGUUUCAAAUGAAAGCCAAAAACAAAGAAAAUAAAAAUUCACGGGACCGUGUGAAGAAACACCUUGUAUUAACUAAACGUUUAUGGAUAUUUCUUGUUCUUGGAGCAGUUGUGUCAAUUCUUGGAUUAAUUGUUGGUGGGAUUUAUUUCAACAUUCAGUCGGUCACAACAUCAUCAGAUUUGACAGAAAUUUUACCUACUUACAUACUUUGUUUAUUGAUUGUAGUAACUGGAGUAUUUAUUAUCACAUUAUUUUGGAGAAGAUAUAUUAUUCAGGUUGUUUCAGUUAUAGUUGUUUCCAUAGGAACAGGGACCCUCUGUGUUGUUAUAUCCAUACUUACAGGGACACACAUACUCAAGCCGCUUACCUCCCUUGAGUCAUGUGAUUACAGUAUAACUACCUCAAUUUGUUCAUGUUUGUCACCUUAUAAACGAGACAGUUUAGAAUUAGAAUAUUCCAAAACAGAUAAAAGGAGAGUUAAUUUUGAGAGAACAUCCAGCUGUAAGGCUAUACAGGAAGUUCUACCAGCCUUGUUAUAUACGGAGAUAGGACUAUUUCUAGCUGUGUUAUGUUUGUGUGCUCUGACAAUAGUAUUAGCUUAUCUUGUUCUUAGGACAGAGAGAACUAGGCUUAGACUUCUGCAGGAGGAGACUUAUGAUGAAAUAUUUACAGUAAGUGGAAGUUCCUCAGUAUCUGAUAGUGAUGAUGACAUUUUAGUCAAUCAAACUGCAGUGAAUGAUUUACACUCUGUGAUUGGUCAAAAUUCUGAACCAAUCAGUAGCUUCCCUAUUAGUAUUUUGAAAAGUACAGAUAGACAGAAUUCAUUGGAUAGUUCAAGAUCACAUGGGAAAUCAGUUGAUAGUGAGAGGUGUAAUGAACUAUUAUUAAGAAAUUUGAAUCUAGCUGGAGUCAGGAGGUCAAGGUCGUGUGAUUCAUUGGAUGACAUUGAUAAAACAAGAAACCUUGAUAAUAAUUUGAAACAACAGAAGGGUCAUGGAAAACUGAAGGAACAUAGGAAAAAGGGCAGAAGGGCUGUAACUCUUAAUAAUUUAGAUACAAAACAGUUAAUGCUUAUUUUAGAUUUGCAUAAAAAGUAUGCUGAAGAAACUGAAAUAUUGAAAUCUCAGGGAAAUUUGAAUAAAGAGGAAAAACCAAAGUUUGACAAUAGAAGAGCUUUGACUCCUCAACCAUAUGUUAAACAAAAUACAAUACCCAAAAUUAUACGAUCUCAUACACCUCAACCAUAUCAAAUAAAUUACAGUAACAGUUUUAAGAAAAACCAAGAAGAAAAGAAAUUCAAAGAGGAGAUAAAAGAAUUAUUUUUGCAACAAAGUGAAAGGUUAAAGGUUGACCUUGAAAAGGUCAAGAAUAAAGAUCCUGUCAAGAGUGGCUCAAAGUCAGUUCCAAGUCAUAAACAAAUAAUAGAUGUAAAUUCUAAUUCAUUAUUUGAUCCUGUGUAUGAAAUAAAUAUGAAUAAACAACCAAGGUCACGACCUUCUGUACAAAGUCAUUUUCUUCCUACAGAGCCUAUUAGAAGACAAAACGCAGACAAGUUAAUAUUACCUCCCGAACCACUUACGCGUCAGUCAAGUCACGGAGAUACUUUACCUCCAAAGCCUCUUCAAAGAGAUGGAUCAGCAUUUUAUGUUGUUGGGAGUCAGUUGGAUCUUAGUCAAAAUGCAAAGGGUCUUAAAACUCCCGGUGAAAUCCGAUGUGAGAAAGCAAUUCGGGAGAAUUUUAAAUUGUGCAAAAAAUCUGAAGAAAAUCCAUAUGCAACUCCAAGAAAAGACUUAGGCUAUCAAAAACAAAGUGUUGAUACCAGACCAUCACACGAAGACCUUGUGAAGUGGAAAGGUCAGAGUUCACCAGAAAUACUCCCACCUUAUCCACAUCCUCCAUCUUAUUCUGAUUUUGUAUCUAUAUCACAGGACAGUUCGUCAGUCCGCACUGAUUCUCAAAGUGAUACAUGUACUUACGAAACAAUGGAUCAUGGCAAAAGUGAAAGUAGCGAUGUUCCGAAUGAAAUUCGAGACAGACUUUUAACAGGAUCUAGUGAUGAUGAUGUGUUUGUAUCAGAAAGUCAGAAACCUCUUUAUUUACAAAGUGCUAAAAAAAGAAACAUGCCAAAAAUGGGAGUUUCUGCAGAGUUAAGGUUACAGCCAAGAACAAAUUAUCAAUCACCAUUUCAUCAUUCAAAUCAUAAUCAUGUUUAUGAUUCAUCCAAUCCAUAUCAUUCACCAUCAUCAGUCAUGAAACCCAAUUGUGUUCAAGUAGGUAAUGUAUAUCAUACAUCACCAAACAUUUAUCAUACUCCUCAGGAAAUGCCAUAUCGUGUUCCAAGAACUCCCGUACAAAAUUAUCACAGAUUUCAGGAGUCUCCAUAUGUUCAGCCAAAUCCAGGAAAUUUCCAUUAUUAUGAGGAAAUUGAUAACAUUGAGACAAGCUUUAUGUAUUCAGAAGACAUGUUACCUUCUAACAGUAGCACCAGUAGUCAAUCAGCUUUGUUUCCUAGCAACAAUAUGACCAAUCAGGAGAAAGGAUUAAAACCAUAUAGACCAAUCACAACAGUUGAUGCUAAUGGUGAAGCAUUGGAAACAAUGAUAUAGAUUAUGUGAGAUUAUAUUUUAUUUUUAUGACCCCCUCACCUUUGCUACCUCAAGCAAGGAUUAUAUGAGUCUACAAUUGACUAUUGAUCAGGCUGUUUUGCUCACUGUCACACAUUGUCACUCAUUUAUCAAAAUAUCAUUUAUAUUAAACCAGUAAUAUAUACUCUUUAUUUAAGAAUUAAAUGCUCCUUUUUGUAACUUUAUUGGGGUGUAAAAGUGUUGACCAAAGUACAUUUCCACACUUCAUUCUUAAAAUGUACGCACAGUCAACGCUUUUACAACCUUGUAAAAUUACAAAAAGAAGCAUUCAAUACUUAUUGCUUAUAAACUUACAUUUUUUAGCUUUGAUCAUGAAAACACGAAUUUUAUAAAUAAAAAAAAUAUCAAUUCACAUGUGCACUUUAUUGUGGGACCAUGUGUUAUCAUGAAUGAUAAGUUUUAUUGAGUAAUGCAAUUGCUUAAGGAAUAAAAUGAGAUGUGCAGCUAGCCAAUCAGAAUAAAGUUUUUGUAAUGAAACAUACAUCUAAUGUAAUUAUAAGACAAUACAACCAACAUGACAUGCAUUCAAUUUACACUUUACUUAUUUAGGCUACUGUGGAUUCAUUUAUUUUUGUGGGUGCCAAUUUUGGUGGAUUAUGAAAAACUUUUUUAUGCAUUGAAAUUUAAUUUCGUGGUUCACCUGUACCCACAAAAGCAACAACAAUUGGUAUCCAACGAAUAAUAAUGAAUCUACUGUACGAUUUACUUUAACAGGAUACAGCCAUUUGAUAUUCUGAGGAGUGAAGAAGAGGAUUUGUUUAAGAUUGACCAUUUGUUUUGAAAUGCUUCUACCCAUGCUCAGAUCUUUACCCCAUCUUGCAACACAUAAAUCAAUUUUAACUUUACUACGCAGUUGUUACAUUUUUUGUAUUUUUGAAAUACUUUCACCCUUUCCCUUAUCCCCCCUCUGAGAAUAUCUUAUGGUUGUAACCAAAAGCAAGGUUAUCAUGGUUUAUAUGAUAGGUUUCUUUGUAUAUUUGACCAAAAAAACACACAUGUCAGUUGCCUGUCUCCAAUUAUACA